This is a messenger RNA of Hemisphaericaspora subhashii, 2100 nucleotides long. RefSeq lists its product as uncharacterized. The transcript has a single exon. The coding region runs from base 1 to 2100 and encodes 699 amino acids. The record is from RefSeq and is a predicted model, not a curated record. NCBI's taxonomy places the organism in Eukaryota, Fungi, Ascomycota, Pichiomycetes, Serinales, Debaryomycetaceae.
AUGAAUCCAACAAGAGCCUCCAAUGACCCAAACCCCAAUAGCCAGGUAAGACGACCUACAACUGCUGCCAAAUAUAAAAAAUUCCAACCAAAUUUCACCGAUUCAAAUCCACCAUUACCUCCUAUUGAAGCAUUUCAACUAGAUACUGUAUUAAAGAAUGUCUUACAAUCAGAAUCUCAACAAGUAGUUGAUAAUCUACUAAAUGUCACUACCAAUUAUCAGAAUGAUUUAAGAUUGGGAAUAAAACAUAACCUAUCGGUUGAACAAAGAAUCCAAUUUAAGAACAUAGAAGUAGCUAAGUUGGCGAAUUCAUUAAGCAAAACCAUUAAACAUCGACGAAAAAGAUUGAAAAAAGCGGUGUACAAUUCAAGAAAUGACACUGUUGAUUCAAAUAUGAUAGAUUCGGAAGUUAAUCGACUUUUGAAAUGUACAAUCACCGCUGGUAGUAAGAUUAAUAAUUUAAUAGACAGAUUAUCUACUAUAGACAAGAAGUUGCACGCAGAUGGUGAUCGCUUAUCCACCAGAAAUAACACAAAAAUGUCAAUAUACCCCAACGUUUACAAGCUUCUUCAACUAAAACAAUCAGAACCAUCGGGAGUUUCUGUCAGCACGUCUAAUGAAGAUCAACUUGAUGGAAUCAAUGAGGAUUACUUUGACAAUGUCGAAGUAAAUUUCCCUAUAAAUGGUAUAGACAACUCUCCAAACCCGGAAAGGUUACCCACACCCCCUAUCAAUGGCAGGGCCCCAAUACCAAUCAACUUGGAUAAAACAAAUAUGACGGAGCAUUUACCUCACACUCCUGAUCUGUUCUCCGAGAAUGUAACUGAAAAUGAAACCGAGAGUUUUUCAGGCAUUGACCGAGAACUGGAAAUACUGCCGAAGCAACAAACAGAAGAUGACGUAGCCACAAGGGAAGAGCAAAGCGGACCAGCGACAGCAACAACAAGGGAAGAAGAAGAAGAGGAAAUGGAUCCCGAAUCAUUCGAAACAUUUAUGUCGGAUAGCAUUUCACAAUAUAGAAAAUUACAAUCACAAAAGCAUCGAAUCCAACAAUCAUUCGAUGCCAUAUAUGACGAUAAAGAGUCGAAUAUCCCAAUUAAAGAAAGAAGCAACCCCUUGAAUUUGCUUUAUUCCCAAUUGCUUUCAAAUCCAAAAUACCGAGAUUCUGCUCCAUUUCGAGAUUCCAGUUGGCCAUUCUCGAAUAUAUUGACUAUGAAAUCGCAAGCCACCAUUAAACUGACGUUGCAGACAUCUCAUUUCAAAAAGCUACGAAUCAAUGGGGCUCCAAUAACGUCCGAAAGUUUCAGGAAUGCCAGUAAAAGUAAAUGUGCUUGUAAAACCGACCUGGAACAUGAGGAGCAUGAACAUUCCGCGGCACGGAAAAUUAUUGCUGAGUCAUUAUUAGAGAAUUUGCGAUUGAGUAGUGACGAUGAUUCUGUUUGGAAUUCAUCUGGGUUAAACACCGAGGAUGAUGAACAUGAUGAUGAGCAUGAUGAAGAUUCAGUUGAUUUGGAUCAAAUAUUAGGUUCAGAUUCUUCUGAAUCAGAUUCAUCAAAUGAUGAUGAAUUGGGUCAUACUAAUAAGAAUAUAUUGAAUACUAAUCAAUAUUAUUCAAAUUUGAAAUCAAACUUACAACAGAAGAAAAAGAAGAUACUUUUGAAAAAGAGAAAACUCAAUGGUAAUCAUCAUAAAUCAGCUAGAAUAAGUCAUCCAAAGGAUUUUUCUCCCACUCCAAAGCAUAAACCAUCACAUCAUAUUUUAAAACCAAAAAGAUCGAUUUUGAAAAGUAAACAGUCCUUCAAGUUUUCAAAAGAAAACUCUCCUUAUAGAAAAGCAGGAAUGGUAACUGAUAAAUUUGAUGAGAAAGUAUCCAAUGAAAGAUGUGCCCUUUCGGCAGUCAAUAAUGCAUUUUCAUCAAAGAUCAAUAAUGAAGUUUCGGAUUUCAAUGUUCAAGGUACCAUAUUACCCAUAGACGAUCCGGAGGUUGAAGAUUAUAGUGCUGAUCUAUCUGAAGGUGAGAAUCCUAUUGAUGAUCAAAGUGAUCGUCAUAGUGUACACAGUACAAGAUCGAUUUCGAUAUUAAAAACGUAUAUUCUGUAA